Molecule: messenger RNA, 1950 nt
Organism: Brassica oleracea var. oleracea
Lineage: Eukaryota; Viridiplantae; Streptophyta; Magnoliopsida; Brassicales; Brassicaceae
Product: protein IQ-DOMAIN 1
Exons: 6
Coding region: 77-1687 (536 amino acids)
Molecular function (GO): protein binding
Source: RefSeq, a predicted model, not a curated record
ACACAAUCGUUACAAAAGUCAAUUGGGUUCCCACGAAACGGUGGGGCCCUUCGUGACCAGGAGAAUCAAAAAGAAGAUGGGAAAAGGCUGGUUGGCAUGUGUCUCGGUCUCGUGUUUAUCAUCAGGAAAAGACAAAAAACAACAAAAACCAGAGAAAGAGAAGAAGAAAUGGUCUGGGAAACAAAAGAGUAGAGAAUCCAUUGAAUUCUCUGAGGAGAGGACUUCUCUUAUUGACCCUUCAUCUUCAUCUAUAACUCGGCCGUCUCCUCAUCCUCCUCCCUUGCCGGAUGUCGCUCCUCAGCCAUUGUUGCCACCACCAUCCCCUCCUCCUCCUCCUCCUCUUCUCCAUCCUCUUCCGGCAUCUGCCAGCAGUGAAGGAUAUGGUGGUUCCAAAGAAGCAAAGACUAGACAAGCUCUGGCCCUCGCAUCGGCUGUUGCAGCCGAAGCAGCUGUGGUGGCUGCGCAUGCUGCGGCGGAGGUUGUACGUCUCACGAACACGACAUCCACAAAUCAAGUUAGGGAAUCAAAGGAGGAAGCUGCCGCAAUCAAGAUCCAAAAUGCGUAUAGAUGUUACAAGGCAAGUCGAACUCUACGCAUGCUGCGAGGAAUGGCCAGACUCAAGACACUUCUGCAAGGAAAAUACGUCAAAAGACAGAUGAACGCGAUGCUUAGCUCAAUGCAGACACUUACACGUUUACAGGCACAGAUUCAAGAGAGGAGGAAUCGGUUGUCUGAAGAGAACAAAGCUCGUCAGAGGCUCAUUCAGCAGAAGGGUCACCAAAAAGAACAACACAAGAAUCAGAGUUUGAUUAUCGCUGGAGAUUUUGAUUCCACCAAUAGAUCAAAGGAACAAAUCAAAGCAAAGUUUGUGAAUCGAAAAGAAGCUUCUGUAAGACGUGAAAGGGCCUUGGCGUAUGCUUAUAGUCAUCAGCAAACGUGGAGAAGUUCUUCAAAACUUCCACACCAGACGCUGAUGGACGCAAACACUCCACAUUGGGGUUGGAGUUGGAUUGAGCGGUGGAUGGCUUCUCGUCCGUGGGAUCCUCAAUCCAACGACGGUCAGGCCUCCCUCAAAAACUCUCUCAAGCCCGAAACCUCCAUCAAGAUUUCUCCAGCCAGAUCUAAACCUAGCCAAAAAGCUAUCCAGUGGCCGACAAACAACGAUUCCAAGGGCUUGAAGAGCGAAGGGACUAACCACAUGCACAGGCACAGCAUCGGUGGUGGGUCAUCUACAAAUGUCAAAGAUGGUGAGAGCGUUGGUAGCUCUUCGUCACGCAGAAGUUCCUUUGGUAGUGCGGAAGCUGGGAACUCCAAGGCUAGUGGAGAAACAACAAGGAACUUGAGUAACCCACAACCGUUGAAGAAAUCCAAGGCUAGUGUAGAAACAACAAAAAACAUGGUUAAUGCGCAAGCUACGAAAUCAAAAGCUAGCGCGGGAACAACACUUAACUUGGCUAGCACGCAAGCUUUGAAAUCCAAGGUUAAUGUCGGAUCAGCGAGCAACUUGGACUUGCAAAAGAAGAAGGUUGUGUCUGAUAAAAAUAAACCUCCGCAAAUGGUAUUGCCUAAGAAGAGGCUUUCGUCUUCUACUUCUCUUGGGUCAGGGACGAAGGUGUCCGGUUCAGACAAAGCAACAACAAGCGCUGCAAAUGGAGACAAAAAGAGAAGAAACGGUGGUAGCCGUUAACGUAAAUAAAGAUUGUUUUCUUUCCAAGGCAAAAUACAAAUGAGAGUGUGAAAGGGUUCUGUAUUUUCGGUUGUUUUCUUUGAGUGAGAGUAUAAAUUACUACUGCUCGUUUGGUUUUCAACUUUUCAUCUGUUUAAUUAUUUUCUUUAUUUUUUUUAGUAUAAAUCAUCUAUUUCCCAUCGAUUUUUUUUUAGUUAUAUUAUGAACGCAUUUAAUUAAAAACGUUAUAAUUUGAUUGGUUAUAAAAUGUGACAUAAUAUAAU